Molecule: messenger RNA, 1192 nt
Organism: Exophiala xenobiotica
Lineage: Eukaryota; Fungi; Ascomycota; Eurotiomycetes; Chaetothyriales; Herpotrichiellaceae
Exons: 1
Coding region: 287-1087 (266 amino acids)
Biological process (GO): DNA-templated transcription initiation; RNA polymerase II preinitiation complex assembly
Cellular component (GO): transcription factor TFIID complex; SAGA complex
Molecular function (GO): protein heterodimerization activity; RNA polymerase II general transcription initiation factor activity; transcription coactivator activity
Source: RefSeq, a predicted model, not a curated record
GACAAAUCGACCCGGCUAUACUACAGUACUUCAUUAACAUCGCACUCCCACAGAUCCGUCUUCGACCCUUUUUUCCUGGACGCCUCUCCCUUGUACCGGUGCCUUACUCUCCAUGAUGGACACUCACUAGCGAUAAGAGACCAGUCUCACGCGACUAUCGGAAAUCGUUCGUCACCAGAUUGUUCGUCACCAAAUACAUCAUCCCAAGCGUCUCUGGCCAGGUUUGCGCUUAUCAGCACUCCCACUACGUGACCUGAGGGCCACUUACCCUCUCUCUGUUGCUACCAUGAGCUCUCCUGCAAAUCCUCCAGGUCCUUUGACACCACCUGCAGAACCAUCGUCACAGGGACCGCAACCUCCACAAUCCUCCGGAACCGUAGCACAGCCACAAGUCGAAGCCCUUCUCUCCCAACCUCUGACCUCGCUAUCAGACGAUGGAACGUCUAGAAGACCUCGAGAUCAUCGAUUAAUACACCUUCUUCUGGUAUCGCACGGCAUCUCCGCAUAUCAGCAGCGGGUGCCUCUGCAAUUGAUGGACUUUGCCUACAGAUACACAAGUUCGGUGUUAAGCGAUGCCCUUCACAUUCAAAACGAGGCAUACGAUCAGGCAGAUGGCGGUGCGCAGACCAAGGGACGCGGAGCUAGACAAAAUCAAGCCAAAGCCGAGGAGGGUGAUGUGAGCCUGGCUGCACUACGCAUGUCAAUAGGCUCACGAAUGGGAUACCAAUUUCAAGGCAGUCUACCCAAGGACUUUCUCAAGAAUCUGGCAGAUGAGCGAAACAGAAUAUCUCUGGGCGCGCAGUCGAGAGACAAUGAGAGGAGCGGUCCGAUCAUUGGCGGCGUCCGCUUACCCCACGAGAAAUACUGUUUGACUGGCUUGGGCUGGGGACUAAAGGAUGAAUGGGACAGUGAGGGAGAAGAGAGCAUCGAUGAAGUACAACCAGAGGAGCGACCAGAACCCGAAGAUCUCAUGCAGAUGGAUGAGCAAGGCGAUGAAGAUGAGGAAGGACUGGGCACCAUGGAGGAUGUCUUUGGUGAUGACGAUGUUGGGGGCGACGACGACGGAGACGCUGAAAUGCAAGGCUAGGAGAGCAGCAGGACAUUUUUAGUCUUCCGGCUGCUAAGAAGAUACAUUGUGAUACCCAGGAUAGACGACGGCUACGUAGCAUUGUAUGAUAUGGAUGGCAUGAUC